Molecule: messenger RNA, 5522 nt
Organism: Lepisosteus oculatus (spotted gar)
Lineage: Eukaryota; Metazoa; Chordata; Actinopteri; Semionotiformes; Lepisosteidae
Gene: lgr6
Product: leucine-rich repeat-containing G-protein coupled receptor 6
Biological process (GO): hormone-mediated signaling pathway; adenylate cyclase-activating G protein-coupled receptor signaling pathway; activation of adenylate cyclase activity
Cellular component (GO): plasma membrane
Molecular function (GO): G protein-coupled peptide receptor activity; protein binding; protein-hormone receptor activity
Source: RefSeq, a predicted model, not a curated record
GCUGGCAUGAGUAGGAACUCUGAAAUCCUUCAGCCUGACUGACUCAUGGGAUCUCCCAACUGAUAGCUACAAAAAAGAAAGAAAAAAGAGUGCCUGAAAGAGAUAUUAUACAUUCUUAAAACUCAGUGCUAAGGAAAGCAAAAUGUUGCUGAUUUGCCUGAUUCUCCAGAUUGCCAGCAGCACCACUGUCAGUGGACAACAGGAGCAUGCCCUUACAAUGUCCACUCUGUGUCCACAUCAGUGCCAGUGUGAAGAAGAUGGCAUCAUGGUAAUUGUGGAUUGUUCAGAGCUCGGACUCUCUGCAGUGCCCAGAAGCCUUAGCUCCUUUACCUCCUACCUGGAUCUCAGUAUGAACAACAUCAGUAUGCUGCAGCCGAAUGCAUUCCAUUAUCUUCACUUUUUAGCGGAGCUGCGACUGUCUGGUAAUAACCUGAGGCACAUCCCUGGAAAGGUCUUCACAGGCCUCUUCAACUUAAAAGUCUUGAUGUUACAGAACAACCAGCUUCAGCAUCUUCCCAGUGAUGAACUAUGGGAUUUGCCAAACUUACUGUCCCUCCGCUUGGAUGCAAAUCUAAUUUCUGAGGUACCAGAGCAGACAUUCACAGGGCUGCAGUCACUCCGGCACCUAUGGCUAGAUGACAAUGAACUGACAGAGAUCCCUGUGGGUGCCCUCAAUAGUCUUCCUGCCCUGCAGGCCAUGACUCUGGCACUGAACCGCAUUAGCCACAUUCCGGAUGGAGCCUUCCGUAACCUGUCCAACCUUGUAGUGCUUCAUCUUCAUAACAACAGAAUCCAGGCUCUAGGAGAGAACUGCUUUCAAGGGCUGCACAGCUUAGAGACCCUUGAUCUGAACUACAACAACCUUCAGGAGUUUCCUGUGGCCAUUAGAACACUUACUAAACUCCAAGAACUGGGGUUUCAUAACAACAAUAUUAAAGCUAUUCCCGAGAGAGCAUUUGUGGGGAACCCACUUCUACAGACCAUCCAUUUUUAUGAGAAUCCAAUACAGUUUGUUGGGAGAUCUGCAUUCCAAUACCUGCCUAAGCUACACACUCUAUCCUUGAAUGGAGCCACAGAAAUAAAAGAAUUCCCUGACCUAAAAGGAACCACUAGUCUGGAAAUUUUGACCCUAACAAGGGCUGGACUUACCUCUCUUCCCCAGAGCCUGUGCCAGCAGCUGCCAAGCCUGCAAGUGCUGGAACUGUCUAAUAAUCAGAUACAGGAGCUGCCCAGUUUUUACCGCUGUCACCGCCUUGAGGAAAUAGGUCUCCAGCACAAUCAAAUCAAAGAGAUUAGUACAGCUACAUUCCAGCAGCUUACCUCUCUGCGCUCAAUAGACCUUAGUUGGAAUCAAAUUAAGACCAUUCACCGUGAUACCUUUGCUUCUCUACAGUCCCUGGUCAAACUAGAUCUGGCAUACAAUCAGUUAACAAAUCUUCCACUAGAUGGCCUCAGUGGAUUGACUCAUCUCAAACUAAAAGGCAAUCUGGAGCUGUCUGAGCUAUUCAGAAUGGAGGACUUUCCGAAAAUGAGAAUGAUAGAAAUGCCAUAUGCUUAUCAAUGUUGUGUGUAUGGAGCCUGCAACAAGAACAACAAACCUUCUGGUCACUGGGAAGCUGAUCAAAUGGGAAGUGAGGAUGAUGAUAUACAUAAAAGGACCGUGGCUAUGUUCCCAAGGCACAUUGAUAGUAACUAUGAUGUAGAGGUGGAAGAAUUCCAGUUGGAAGUUGAUGAAGACAGACUACAACCCAGCGUUCAAUGUACUCCCGCUCCAGGCCCAUUCAAGCCAUGUGAAUACCUGUUUGACAGCUGGGUAAUUCGGUUGGGUGUGUGGGCUAUUGCUCUGGUCUCUCUUAUUUGUAACACCCUGUUAAUUGUCACAGUCCUUGUCUCACCCAGUUACCUUUCCCCUGUCAAGUUUGUCAUUGGUUUUAUUGGUGGAGCCAACCUGCUGACUGGGCUAUGCACAGGUACUCUGGCGCUGGUGGACACACUGACCUUUGGGGAGUUCUCCCAGCAUGGAGCUCAAUGGGAGACAGGCCUGGGCUGCCAGGUCGGUGGCUUCUUCUCCAUCUUUGCCUCUGAAGCAUCCAUCCUCUUCUUGACAUUAGCAGCAGUGCAGUGCAGCAUUUCUGUGUCCUGUGUUAGGGCCUAUGGCAAGUCCCCCUCCUUCAGCAGUGUCAAAGCAGCUGCACUGUGCUGUGUGGGGCUGUCCCUGGCAGCAGCAGCACUGCCCAUCUUCAAAGUGGGAGAAUAUGGAUCUUCACCUCUUUGCCUCCCCUACCCGCUCCCAGUAGGGCAUUCUUCCACUCUAGGCUUCAUGGUGGCCCUCAUCAUGAUGAACACCCUAUGCUUCUUGGUGAUCACUGGCACCUACAUCAAGCUUUAUUGGGAUCUGAUGACAGGAGAGUUUAACAGCGUCUGGGACUGUGCAAUGAUUAAGCAUGUGGCCUGGCUUAUCUUUACCAAUUGCUUGCUCUACUGUCCUGUGGCCUUUCUCACCUUUUCUUCCCUUCUCAGUCUUUUCCCCAUUAGUGAGGAGGUGAUAAAGUCUGUCUUGCUCAUUCUUUUUCCCCUCCCAGCUAGCCUGAACCCUCUUCUCUAUCUCUUGUUCAACCCCCACUUCAAGGAGGACUUCCAUCUUCUCUGCAGGAAGUCCAAGUCCCCACAGGAGGAAACCUUGAAUUCAUUUGUUUCUGAGGAAACUGAAAAGAGCUCCUAUGACUCCACACAGGCUCUUGUCUCCUUCUCUGAUGUGGAUAUGUUCUUUGAGGGCAGUAUCCUGCCUACACGAGAGCCAAUCCAUUACCCUCCAUCCUCCUCAGUUCCUCUAAUCCUCUGCCAACAGCAAACAACCCCCAGGAAAGACUGUACAACUUUCUCUGGCACAGGGCCCUCUCUAAUGGAUGAAGAACAACCUCCUGAAAAGCAGCAGUAGUUCCUGUAAUGGAAUUUACUCUUCCUCACCAUUUCCAUUUCAUUAAUAAUUUAGUAUUUUUUUAAAAUAUACUGAAUUUAGUAUCAUUAGAAGCCAUGCAACACUUUCCAAAGGACAGUAGGUAGCAAAUCAAUUGCUUAAACAAUCAUCACUCAAGAAGGGACCAUUAUGCUUAAGUAACUGUAUAUUGAUUAAUUUUAACUCCUACCUUCAUGAGCAGUUUUAAAAUUGGCAUAGUGCUAUGUCUGUAGCUAACUGUUGUUUCAAAAGUAGUUCUUGAACAUGCACAGCACCCAACAAAUUGUUUUAAUAAAAAAAUAUUUUUAUUAGUAGCAAAAUGCUAUUACUGUCAUAUUAUGCAGGUUUUGUUUUAAUUAUUAUACUUGUUAAAGUUCAAAUAGAAGUACUAUCAUAGGGUUCAAUUUGCAGUCAUGAACAUAGAAGAUUUACUGAGUUCAACUUGUGAUUCUCUUAUGCAAAGCCUGACCUUUGAGCUUUGAAAGUCAUUUAAGACCUGAAAGACCUGACCUUUGAAAGUCAGUUUUUUUAUUUACAUUCACAAAUUACUGUAUGUUUAGUCAUACACACUUGAUAUGGAACUGUCGAUAAUGCUUUUUCACAUUUCAGUAUACACAGCUACAAACUCUGUGACCACACAAAAGAGAAUGAUGAAGGUGCAUCCACCUUUGAGCCAUUUGUAUAUUAACGUGUCACAGGCAAUACAGCCCUGUACCAGAGCUUCAGCGCCUUCUGGAGGAGAGCCAUGUCCCUCACUGACAUUACUGCAUACCUGCCUUCAAAUGUCGCUGUUGUGCUUAGAGCCAAGGUAACCCUGGCCACCUGCUCUCUACCUGUUCAGCCUGUUGUGUAUCACUGACUGGACAGUUCUGGUCAAUGUCAGCAGCUAGCUCAAAUCUGUAGUCAUAGAGAUUAGAGCUUCAUAGAGAGAGCUUCUAACCAAGUGAGUAUCUUUACCAGAAAAGCCACUUGGAAUGGUGAUUAAUUCUGAAAUGGAAUAUAACUACCCUGAAAGAACAGUCUUAGCAUAUGGUAAAAUGCACCCCACUGCAAACCUUUAUCUUCAACUGUAUAAAUCUAAAGCUUGUAAUUUUGUUUGUUUGAUGUUUACAAAAUUGCAAGUAAUCACCUCCACAACAUUCAACCUUGCUUUAGAUUAAGCUAGGUUUCUUUUGUUAGGGUGAUCAACUAUACAUCAUUAAUAAUGAUAUCCAGAGAAUAUAUAAAUAAUUUUCUAUGGUACAUAUAAAAUAGGAAAAUACACUUUUAACAAAAUCGCAUUAAAAGCUUGUUAUAUUCUCUAUUUCUAAAGAACUUACUGUAUCCUUUACUUCUUUUGAUCUGUUAGUGCAUGUAUACAGUUGUUACAGUGCUCCCGGUACUUAGAGAUCUAAGAAAAGCUGUUUCUUAUGUAUAGGGUAAUUUAUUAACAUUAGUGACCACUGUUGAGGAAACUUACUUUUUAAAAUGUACAGUAUCUGUUACAAUGUACACAUGUAAGUGCUUUAUAAAAAGAACAAAAGUUGAGAGAAACAGUUUAAAAUGGUAAUGUAUUACUUUAAAUUGUGGCACACUAAAAAAACCUAGGGUUACAAAAGAGAGGAGGCCAGUUGGCCCAUUUUAGUAGUUUAUUGAUCCAAGGACCUUAUCCAUUCAUUGGUAGCUUCUUCCAUGGUCCACAACCCUUUGAGUAAAGAAAUGCCUCCUAGUAGCAGUUUUAAAACACAACUUAGAUUUUCACCUGACAUCUUCAAAAUUAAUUCCUUACUCAAGUAACAUCUACUUGUAAUUAAUUUAUAAAAGCAAAGCAACUUUCCCCAUCAUUUUCAGCAGCAUAGUUAGGUAAUCAAAUCUACUGAGUUGGAAGAUGUGCAACAUUCACAGCUGUAGUACACAUUGUUUUCUAUGAAAAUACAGUAAUUACCAUGCUGUUGGACAAAACUACAGUAGCAUUACAACCUGGGGCAUCUGUACUUUCAAGAUUGGAAAGUAUAAAUCCAAGGUGGCUAACAUUAUUGUUUAAAUUACAACUGAAAACAAAUUUGUUACAUUGAUUGUUUAUUCAGAAUUUUAGGAUGAAUAUUAGCUUUUUGAUAUUUUGUUUGAAAGGAACAUAAUCUUUCUUCUGUUUCUGUGCACAAGUACUUCCCCUUUUCUCCUAUAUUGGCCUAAAGGACAAUGAAAACCCUCUAAAGACUUGACGCACAGAUCUUUACAUUUUACCAGAAUUCAUUUAUUUUUACAUACGCCCCUCUUGAUAUAAUUACAGUCAUUUAAAGAUAUUCCUCUUAAUCAAAAAUAUUGUAUUUAUUGAAAAGCAUACAGAUGCAACUGACUUCUGAUUUUUAUAACUUUUGUUCAAUUUUGCUUUUAAAGUAGGAAGCUAUACAGCUGACAGCUAUACAGUGUAACUACCUCUGAACUAGAAGGCUAUUUUUCCAUUAUACCUUAAUAUUUUGUCUUUCUGUUUUAUAUACAUAUACGUUUUUAUAUUGGAAACAAGGAAUAAAGUUUGAUUUUGUUGUACAAAACAAAUAAACUAUUCUGGAUGUACAUAUGUUCAAAA